This is a messenger RNA of Naegleria lovaniensis, 975 nucleotides long. RefSeq lists its product as uncharacterized. The transcript has 3 exons. NCBI's taxonomy places the organism in Eukaryota, Heterolobosea, Eutetramitea, Acrasida, Naegleriidae. The coding region runs from base 1 to 975 and encodes 324 amino acids. Gene Ontology annotation, biological process: mRNA alternative polyadenylation. Gene Ontology annotation, molecular function: mRNA binding. Gene Ontology annotation, cellular component: mRNA cleavage and polyadenylation specificity factor complex. The record is from RefSeq and is a predicted model, not a curated record.
AUGUCGAAUAAUGAUCAAGAGGAUAUGCUAGAUAUUUAUGAUGAUGUUCUGAGUGCUCCUAUAACAGCAUCAGCCAUCACAAGUACUUCUUCCGAUGCACAACUGUCAUCCAAUAAUAACAUUAAACUAACAACAUCUGUGGUUGGCAAUUUUGAUGGAGGAUUUGAUCAAAUCAAUAGUCAAAUUAAUGACAAACUCAAUGAUUCAACGUAUGAGGAUGACUCUCAUGCAACACCUUCAAUUAAAAUUAAUAAUUUACAAUGGUGGACAACUGAUGUGUUUAUGGAAAAUAUUCUCCAAAAAUUUGGUGCGAUUAAAACACUGAAAUUUGAAGAAGAAAAAAACAAUGGUAAAAGUAAAGGAGUUUUGAAUUGUGAGUUUGAAGAUAAAUUUCAAGCAAUGAAAGCUAAAGAAACUCUUAAUGGAAUGAACAUUCAUGACAAUAUAAUUCAAGUUGAAUAUAUUUCAAAAAUUCCAACGUCACGGUAUUCUGUAAAUACUCAACAACAAAAUAGAAGACAAGAUUACAACAGUGGAGACAUGAAUGAUGGGGAUGAUCAUGAAUUUUCUGGAACAUCUUCACAUACAAGUUCAAUUGGAAGCAAUGUUAGCAAUCAACAACAAGCAUCUCAACAGGAUUACUAUUCGGGCAGAGGAUCUUCAUCAGAUACAUAUGAUGACCGACAAAGUGGCAACAAAGGAUACUAUGGUGGAGGAGGUCAGAGCGGAAGUAGUCGAUCGAGCAUGAGCGGUGAUCGGUCUUCAUAUCGAGGAGGUGACACUAAUCGAGGAAGUGGCGAUUAUUACAGGUCCUCGUCAUCGUCAUCGAGCUACAACGCAGACAAGAAGAGAGAUCGUAAGAAUUAUGAAACCAACACAGGAGAUGGUGGUAGACGAGAUCGAUCAUCGUACGAUUCUCAUAGCUCUCGCUCCCAAAAAUCGCCAAGAAGAUAUGGAAAAUCUCAGUACUACUGA